Messenger RNA from Fusarium mangiferae, 4752 nucleotides. RefSeq lists its product as uncharacterized. The transcript is spliced from 5 exons. NCBI's taxonomy places the organism in Eukaryota, Fungi, Ascomycota, Sordariomycetes, Hypocreales, Nectriaceae. The record is from RefSeq and is a predicted model, not a curated record. The coding region runs from base 1 to 4752 and encodes 1583 amino acids.
AUGAGGUUCCUCAACGUGAAGACCUUGAAACUGCAUAGUUUUGAUGAUGCUUCUGCAUACCCGCCCUAUGCGAUCCUCUCUCAUUGCUGGUAUUCAUCGGAACAGGAGCUGACCUUCAAAGACUUUGAAGAUCUAAGUCAGCACACUUCAAAACCUGGAUAUUCCAAGAUCAUCAGCGCCUGUCAUGCAGCCAUCACUCAGGGCUACGAGUGGCUCUGGGUGGACAAUGUCUGUAUCAAUGGCGAAGACGCGGUUGAGAAGGAGGAGACCAUGAAAAUCCUUUACUCAAUGUUUUUAAAAGCAGGAGUUUGUCUGCUGUAUCUAAGCGAAAUACCCAAUGCAAAUAUCAAAGAUGAUGAUAAAGAGAUAUCAUCUUCAGAGAUACGAAAGAGUCGGUGGGUAAGUCGAGCAUGGACGUACAAAGAGUUGAUUCCACCGCACAAGUCGGUAUUUUAUGCCGCCGAUUGGUCUCAACUGGACCCAGAGUUUCAGGCUGAAAUCAAUACUAAUAUACUUGGAGUUAAUCAACACGACGACUCAAGAGACGACAAAGAACAGUCCCAUUUUCCGUCCGAAGGGCCGACAGGGGCUGGGUCACUGAGAUCGUUCCCAUCCUUCGACUCUGCUCAAAGCGUAGAUGAGGAGGACCCCUCAGUCUUUGAAGACCACAACCAAACUCCCCGCAGCCUCAACAGCCAGAGAAUAGAGAAUGGAUUUUUCAAACUCAAUCGUGUUGAUCUACCAAUGGAACCAAGGGAGGAUCUUCGGAUACGAAAUGUAUCAGCACUUAGGAUUGAUGAGAGAAACCAACGGGGGCUGGCAACUCUAUUCGAUAUAAACAGAGGUCCCAGUGACCCGCAAGCACAUAGUCAAAGCGGUAUCCGCAUCCUGAUUCUUGACAACGACCAUGCCGUGGGAAAUACACUAUCAUGGCUGCUAAAGCGUUUUAUCACGGCCCAAGUCACUGUUGACAGUGGGUACGUGGUCAACUUAAAGGGGUCAGGCUAUGACAUAGUCUUCGCUCGUGGGACGGGAGCUCCUCUGCUCUACAUGCCGCCAAAUUACAGUCACCGAGGGGCCGUUCGAAUACUAAAGAAAUGCCUUACUAUGCCACUUCCACCCUCUUCUGUUCCAGCAACGGUUUCAUUCGAUAUAUAUGGAGAAUACCAGGUCAUCUGCGAGUCGCAGAAGCAGGGGUACCUUACGGACCUUACAUCAGCAGUACUUAGAGUUGAGAAGGUCUACGAGAAUGACUUCACAUUGAUGUUUGGCGUCUCAUUUUCCGAUGGCUCCGUCCAUUGGCCACAAAUGUCGUUCUCAGAUCUCGCUUCUCACAACUCCUUCGGGGAGCCUGUAGCGCAAGAUCAGCUAUCGGGUCAUCCAAAUAUUAAUCUUGCAACUUCGAGUCUCUCUGAUUAUCAGCAGGCUGGGGACGACCUCCCAGAUGUCUACCUCCGUCCGAUAAAAGAAGGGGGGCCAUCCGAUAGCUACCCUCUCGAACCCGGUCUUAUUAACACCCAGAGCCCUUACACUUAUGGUAGUGUGCAGAGUGAGGACAUAGCCAAUAGCCCAUGUUCAUCGACCUUUGACCUCACAGUCCAGAGUCAUGAGACACGUCCGUCGACCGUUCCCACUUCUCUACCGCAUAAGCCCCAAAACUCAAAUGAGGCCUCGGACCCUCUGCAGACAACAGAGUGCCAAGCGGAAGGAGAGGGAAGUAUAUCAUCAAGUCAUCACAGAGAAGAACAGAACCAUUGGUCUCCUGGCGAGUCUGGAAAUGAUCGCGCUGAAUGCGAUACAGCUACAACGUAUUCCUUUGAUACGCUCUCUGAUGACCCUAAAUUUGUAUACUUCCAGGCCUUCAUAGAUCAGCUCGCUGAGGAUGUGAGAGCGGCGACUGACGGAACAAUUCUCCAAACCGUUGGGCGAGUGUUUCUCGACCAAACACUCCGAGACUUUGCGUGGAAGCUGCAUGAGGAGUCAACAAACCCAUUUCAACUUGAGACUUCUGUCAUAAUCCACAGAAAGAGGAGGAACAUUAUCGACCUCCUAGACUUUCAAGUUCCCGCACUUGAAGAAGCCGAAAGCGUGUCUGGCCAGAGUCUCGGGGACUCGGAGGCAGAAAAUGAAGAAGAAACUUCCACAGUCCCUUUCAAGAAGGCCGAAGAAAUGAUCGUUGACUGGAUAGUUGACGUCAAAUCUGGAGAACCCAGCGAACUUUCACAAAUGCCCCAGUACAGACAAUUUAUCCAGGGAUCCGAGGCUUACCGGUGGCUUUUGACAAAGAUCAGCCAGCAGAGUCGGCUAUCUUGCGAAGAGCCUAGCCUGAUGGACAAGAUUGGCAACACGAUCAGAGAAAAGUUGAAAGAAUGUAUUCCGCACCACAAAAUGAGCAGAAAGAAAGCAUCCAUCGAGUUCGAAGUGAGCUACUCUGUGAAAUUGGAUGUUGUUGGAUUAAUGGAGGGAUCCGGGAUUUUCUCCUCCUUUGACAAAGCCUUGCCCAACAUCCGUUGCUUGACUGGCAAAUGGGACGAAGCGCAAGCCACAAGUGUUGCAGAAUAUAUAAGCCAAACAUGGCCCCAGUCUGGCAGUGCCACUUUGUCCCUGCUACAAGACCUAUUAUCAGACCAAGAAAGGUUUUUGACAGUGCCGACUUGGCCUGAAACCGCUCGCCGGAGGGUUUCCAAUACUUGUCUUCUGGAGGGUACCAUGAACCAAGGCCAUAACAGGGAUGUUCGAUACAAAAUCCGGGUCAGAGGCGGCUACUACGCUAUUUCUGAGGUAGGUGAACAGAUUGCUUGGUUUGCUUCGGUCUUUCAAGUACACAAGUACGCCAGUUUUAGAUCGAUCAUGCCACAUGUCACCGAUUUCUCCGCCACGGCCUCCAAGAACAACAGUGGGAGCAUCAACGCUGUCAAGGGAAAGUGCUCCUUUUCUUUCUCCACUCUCUCCGAAACCGCUUAUAACCCAAGCCAAGGCUUCUGCUGGGAGCGGUUAUUUGGCUCUCUGAACAUUAUACGUGGCUACCCAACACUACGACGUUCAGUGCCGAAGUCUGGCCUCGAGGUGCCUUUGCAAUAUGCAGCGUCUAUAGUGGGAUCUUCUGAGGUUGUCCAGUGGGACAAGAGACUGGUAAUAAAAGGAUUCAAUAUGUUGAUGGUCGCUACACAAGUCACUGCUGAUGUCGUGGUAUGGCAUCUCCUCAUCAGUGAAGAGCCUGAGGAGAGGAUCUCAUACGUGGACCCGAGACUUGACCAUAUUGAUAUCAGAUCUUCCGAAGAAAUGUCCCUUCGGCACAUUGAAGGCAAACGUCACAUUAUUGGAUGGUGUACCAAAGCAACAGAUCUGUGUGGUGAGCCAAACCGACAUCCUGCUGCUAAUCACGAGAUCAAGCCUGGCGGUCUACCGAAGACAUCAGCAUCCAUUGUUGUAGACAAGCUAUACAUAGAAGGCGGAAGCCCUGUUACUGUUGGUUUCAUGCUCGACGUUAACAAAAAGGAGAAACCCUUUUGGCUACAAAGAGAAAAAGACUACCCGAGUCUACUUAAUUGGGUCAAACUGCAGCCAGUAGUUUUCUAUGAUGUUGAAGAACGUCGUGCAUGGCUUGUCGACGGUGCUUCUGCCCUGCUCCAUCUCGUCCGCAUUUCACUUCACAUAGACAUCAAUGACCCUGAAUCAGCCUACGACUGGGUCUAUGAUCCCAGCAAGCUGAGAGACCACUGGCCAGGCGUUGGAAGUCGCCAAGCGGCACUCCAGACUUUAAAGAGUUGGGAAAACAGGGAAUUAAAUGUUUACAUUGUUGAUAAGCACGUGGGCCCGAAUGGUGUACCUGUCACCAAGUAUUCGACCUUUGAAGAGCGGGUAAAGAGUAUUCUUCACUCGAUAGAGGUGUUGGUUGAUCGACAAGCCCAGACGGCAUCUCAAGAUGGUAUCAAGAUCUCACAGACCUUGGACCCACGUCGCGAUGUUGUCGGUUUCGACAUCGUGGAUGUCAUUGAUCCCUCAGUUCCAAUUUACCCGCGUAUUCAGCAUGUCAACUCAUGGGGACACGGGUGGAUCGACCUAAUACCGACUAUUGGUAUUACCACCCUUUUUGGGCGGGGAUUUGGAGAUCUUAUACGCGCCGACGAGCCUGAUUUGAUCUGCCCAAGCUGGAGAUCGGUUUCAGUAGGAAAAGACUAUCUUGCUGCAUCCAUAUCAACAAUGCAGAUGCUCCAUGAGAAACGCCUCCUUAGAAUGGAGCCGGGCCUCAUUGGAGGUGAACUGACUAAGAAGAUUACUUGGGUAGCGGCCAAAGAGGCAUCUCUGGAUUGUAAGUGCCUCCAGAAGCAAGGUAGUAGUAAUGUCCCUGCUCAGGCAAAGUGCAAUCACAACCCUGUCCAAUUCCUUGCGAAAAGAUGGUGGUCCCGUACUAUACCGCAUGGCUUGAGGCCUGUACAGUUAGGGUCUCUUGACCCUAAAGGGGCUGUGAUCUUUGGUCACACUGUUCUGGGACUAAGAACUGGAGAGAGGCUGGCACCGAAACAGGCAGACGACGAUGGUGCUGCAUCGAUAACCAGCGGCGAGCAGACUCAAGAUGCUUCAGCAACUGGCUCAGUCGUGAGUCAAACGACAUCCAUUACUGCCCCUAGUGUUGGCCAUUCCAGCCAGGACGCGGGGAGUGCUCAGCAGAGUUUGGAUAGUACAAGUAACGCGACAAGUGAGGGUAAGAAGAAGAGAUGGUCAAAAUUUAGGGAUUGGGUCAAAAGAUGA